This is a messenger RNA of Bacillus rossius redtenbacheri, 2378 nucleotides long. RefSeq names its product mothers against decapentaplegic homolog 3 (gene Smox). Gene Ontology annotation, cellular component: heteromeric SMAD protein complex. Gene Ontology annotation, molecular function: DNA-binding transcription factor activity, RNA polymerase II-specific; RNA polymerase II cis-regulatory region sequence-specific DNA binding; I-SMAD binding. Gene Ontology annotation, biological process: SMAD protein signal transduction; cell differentiation; transforming growth factor beta receptor signaling pathway. The coding region runs from base 670 to 2031 and encodes 453 amino acids. The transcript is spliced from 8 exons. NCBI's taxonomy places the organism in Eukaryota, Metazoa, Arthropoda, Insecta, Phasmatodea, Bacillidae. The record is from RefSeq and is a predicted model, not a curated record.
UUUUGUUUUGAAGUAUUAGCUGACACUAUUGUGUUUCGGUUUUCGUAUGUGUUAAACUAUAUUUAAAAGUUAAACGGAUCCAUCAUUUGUUUAAAGUUAAGAUUUUGUUAGCAGUCUUAAAAUCGAGAAAAUAUUUUGUGAAUUGCAAUUCACCGUUAAACAAUAUUUAAGUGUUGUUUAGCUUUGUUUAAAAUUUUUAACGAUUGGGGUAAAAUUGCACUAACAAAAUCUUUUAGUAUUAUAAGUAAUUCCUUAUAUUGUUCACUUUUGGAUAUUCAAAGGCAUAGAACAAGAAUGUUAUAGUGUAUUUAUGUGAUGAUGUCUAGUGAUGUUCUUACUUUAAGGAGAUGGUGGUGUUUGCGAAUAUAUUGUUGAUGUUUUGAGAACUGGUCAAUGGUGUUAAAAUGAACUUGUAUUUCUAGCUUAUGUACUAUUGUAUUCGUUAUGUAACUGGGGAUAGUUAUCUUCAUUCAAACAGAACUACAUUUUAGGAUGACUAUUAUUUUGGUAGUCGGCAUGUUUGUGUUUCGUGUACCUACUUCAAAGGAAAAUAUAAACACGAUUGGGAAGCACUAAUGAUUUGCUUAAAACGUAGCAAUUGUGAUUGUAAAGAGAGUAAGUAGACGUAGUUUCAAUACCAGGAAGAAAAUUCCUUGAUUUCAUGUAGCUAUGACGUCUAUGCUCCCGUUUACACCUCCGAUCGUGAAACGACUUUUGGGUUGGAAGAAAGGUGAAGGGGAAGAUAAGUGGAGUGAAAAAGCUGUGAAAAGUUUAGUUAAAAAACUUAAGAAAUCUGGUGGCUUGGACGAACUUGAAAAAUCCAUUACAACUCAAGACCCGACUACAAGGUGUAUUACGAUUCCCAGUUUGCGGGUGGAGAGAUCGCGGGCUACGCCUGGGGGGGCCCUAGUACCAGACACUGCGACCCACGGCAGCAGAUCUCUGGACGGCCGACUGCAGGUGUCCAGCCGGAAGGGCCUGCCACACGUCAUCUACUGCCGCCUUUGGCGCUGGCCAGAACUGCAGUCUCACCACGAGCUACGAGCCCUCGACAACUGCGAGUUUGCAUUCAACUUGAAGAGGGACGAGGUGUGCAUCAACCCGUACCACUACCAGCGCAUUGAGACUCCAGCUCUGCCUGCCAUCUUGGUGCCACGGCACCCGGGCGGCGGGGAGGACUCGAGCCCGCUGUUUGCCCCGAGCGUGCUGGACUGCAGCGACCUCAGCUCGUCCGUGCCGGACAACACCUCCUUCUCCGCCAACCUGCAGCAGCACCCGGGGAUCCUGGAACCACCCCGCCCCCUGCCCACCACCGAGACCCCGCCCCCUGGGUACAUGUCAGAGGAUGGAGACAAUGUCGACCACAACGACAACAUGAGCUUAUCCCGGCUGUCACCUAGCCCCCCGAUUGACGCCCAGCCCGUGAUGUAUUGCGAGCCAGCAUUCUGGUGUUCCAUCAGCUACUACGAGCUGAACACGAGGGUGGGAGAGACCUUCCACGCUUCACAACCAUCCAUCACUGUGGACGGCUUCACAGACCCGAGCAACUCGGAGCGGUUCUGCCUGGGGCUACUGUCGAACGUGAACAGGAACCCUGUCGUGGAGCAGACAAGGAGACACAUUGGCAAGGGAGUGCGCUUGUACUACAUCGGCGGCGAAGUGUUUGCCGAGUGCCUCAGUGACUCUUCGAUAUUCGUUCAGUCCCCCAACUGCAACCAGCGCUAUGGCUGGCAUCCUGCCACCGUUUGCAAGAUACCUCCAGGCUGUAACUUGAAGAUCUUCAACAACCAGGAGUUUGCAGCUCUCUUGUCGCAGUCUGUGAGUCAAGGUUUCGAAGCAGUUUAUCAGCUCACCAGAAUGUGCACUAUUCGAAUGAGCUUCGUCAAAGGCUGGGGUGCAGAGUACAGGAGACAGACGGUGACAUCGACACCGUGUUGGAUAGAGCUGCACCUGAACGGGCCGCUGCAGUGGCUGGACCGUGUGUUGACGCAGAUGGGCUCCCCCCGCCUCCCCUGCAGCUCCAUGUCCUGAGCUGCCCCGCCCCACCUCGAUUCCUCUUUCGUCUCGUGUCUCACCGAGGUAGCUUUUCUUCAGUCAUAGGGAGUGCAGUUUUAUUUCGACCAUCGUCGUUAGCUAUGAACUGUGAGUAUCUCUGGAUGCGUUCAGACUUUGUUGUAGAAUUUUUCAGCUUGUUCCUUAGUUUGAGUUUUAGAAUGUUUAGAUUUUAUUAAGAUACUGUGCCAAUCAAGUAGUGUUAAGUGUCCGGCUGACUCUCCUACGUCAGUAUGGUUGGUGUCCGACGAUCGCAGCUCUGAUUUUUUUUGUAAACUGUUCUAAAUGUAAAUACAAUAAAUUUCUCUUUUUCAGAUUUAUAGAAA